Drosophila subobscura is the source of this 1699-nucleotide messenger RNA. RefSeq names its product UDP-glucuronosyltransferase 2B1-like. The record is from RefSeq and is a predicted model, not a curated record. The transcript has a single exon. Gene Ontology annotation, molecular function: UDP-glycosyltransferase activity. NCBI's taxonomy places the organism in Eukaryota, Metazoa, Arthropoda, Insecta, Diptera, Drosophilidae. Bases 11 to 1591 code for a protein of 526 amino acids.
UCUUUGCUGGAUGUUCAUACGCGGCGGCAACAUGAGAAUUUUGUUUGUUUUUAUUGCCUCAAUUUUGAUGGCUUUGGGCGGUCUGCCGCAGCAGACGGAGAGUGCCAAAAUCUUGGCUACACUCUCAAUGCCAGGGCGCUCGCAGUACAUCUUUGUGGAGAACUAUCUGAAGGCACUGGCGGCACGAGGUCACCAGGUUACAGUGAUCAACCCGUUCAAGAACAACAAGGCCACACCGAACAUGCGCUUCAUUGAGGCAACCAAAGUGCAGGAGUAUGCCCAGGAAAUGCUUACCGAAAUGGACGGCUCCAAUAUGUGGCAGGAGUUCAAUGGAUACACGAGGCUCAUGGAAAAAAUCAACAGCUGUACACUAGACGAUGAAGCGGUGCAGCAGCUGCUGAAAUCCGGAGAAACCUUCGACGUGGUGCUGGCAGAAAUGAUUGAAGCACCUCCGCUGUAUGGCCUGGCGCAGCAUUUCAAUGCCACCUUGGUGGGUUUCUCCAGCUACGGCACAGACUUUCGGAUCGAUAGAAUCAUGGGUAAUAUCUCGCCAGUGUCGUAUAAUCCCAUGAUUAUUGCACCACGCACGGAUCGCAUGUCCUUCAGCGAGCGUCUCACGAAUCAUUAUGAAUAUUUGCUGGAACAAGUGCACCGCGAAUUGGUGCAUCUCCCAGCCAUGGAACGACAGUAUAAGAAAUAUUUCCCAAGGGCACAGAAAACAAUGGAUGAGGUCUUGGACUCGUUUGCGUUGGUGCUGCUGGGACAGCAUUUCUCAGUGUCAUAUCCACGUCCCUAUAUGCCCAACAUGAUUGAGGUUGGAGGACUGCAUAUAGCACACAAGCCACAGCCACUGCCCGAGGACAUCAAGGAGUUUAUUGAGGGAGCGCAGCAUGGAGUGAUUUAUUUCUCCAUGGGUUCGAAUGUGAAGAGCAAGGAUCUGCCCCAGGAGACACGCGAUACGCUGCUGAGGACUUUCGGCAAACUCAAACAGCGAGUGCUGUGGAAAUUCGAGGAUGAUCAACUGCCUGGAAAGCCCGCGAAUGUGCUGAUCAAAAAGUGGUACCCACAGCCGGACAUCCUUGCGCACUCCAAUGUGAAGAUAUUCAUCACCCAUGGGGGUCUGCUCAGCACCAUCGAGAGCCUAUAUUUCGGGAAGCCCGUACUCGGUCUGCCCGUGCUCUACGACCAGCAUAAUGUGGAACGCGCGAGACGCAUUGGCUUUGGCUUGGGGCUGGAUCUGCACCAACUAAAGCAGGAGGAACUCGAGGCAGCCAUUCACAAACUGCUCUCUGAGCCCAGCUAUGCCAAGGCCUCGUCGCAGAUCUCGGAGCGGUAUCGCGAUCAGCCGCAGCCAUCGCUGGAGCGGGCCAUUUGGUGGACAGAAUACAUCAUCCGCCAUCAGGGUGCACCGCAUUUGCGUGCGGCAUCGCGCGAUCUCAACUACAUUCAGCUGCACAGCUUGGACACGCUUUUCGUGCUGGUGGGCGUUCCGCUGCUGAUUGUCGGAUUGCUGCUCAAACUAUCUUGUAGAUUGUUGCGGGGCAGUAAACCCAAAAGCUGUCCGUUUGCUGAUAAGCAAAAGAAACAGUAGACACACUUCCCGAGUUUUUAUUUGUAUUUGUUUAUAGUUUUAUAUUAGAAAGUGAUAUCAGCUCUUAUCACUGCUGUAUAAAAGCUGUUCUGUUAUCUCUGUCUCCAA